Messenger RNA from Styela clava, 560 nucleotides. Lineage: Eukaryota; Metazoa; Chordata; Ascidiacea; Stolidobranchia; Styelidae. The record is from RefSeq and is a predicted model, not a curated record.
UCACACCACAGUUAUUUUAUUGUAAAUAAGUUAACUAAAUAGAGAGGAUACUUACAUCAAUGCAAUCAGCAAUUUCUUUCAGCAUUUUUCAAGAUAUCCAAAGACAAAAACAUGACACAUAUAUCAUCCAUUUCAAGAUAAUUUGUCAGCCGGCCGAUAUCAAACUUGAUGAAAAACAAGCAGAAAUUGAGAUCUAUAAAUCCAUGUCAACAUUGCAUGGGCAGGCUGGGGUUGCAUUCAGUCGAGAAAUGGUGGAAUACAAUGAGACAGAAAUGACUGGUUCAAUUGAGAUUUCAACAAAGGCGGUUUCAAGAUUAUGGAGUGCUCUUACAUUGAAGAGUAGUGUAGAAGGCGGCAGAUGUGCUAUACGAGUCAUCAACAUAGUACCUCAUGUAUAACAAACACUGCCGUAACCACAGUAUAAUAGCAGGAAGAACAAUGCCACCUCAUGUAUAACAAACACUGCCGUAACCACAGUAUAAUAGCAGGAAGAACAAUGCCACAAUGAAAAAUUUUGUGGUUGAUUGUAUUUGGAAUAAAAAUUCAUGAUGUAUACUGAA